CAGAUGGCACCCCGGGUCACCAGGAUGGCCAGUCCAUCUUGGCCGAAGAGGCCCGCAAGAUGAUGAAGACCAACAGUGGCGCCUUCUCACCACACCAGAUCGAAGCAAUGGAGAAGGCAUGCAACCCCUCACUCUACCCCGAUGUCUACCGCAAGGAUAUCACUCAGGAUUCCCGUGGUCAGGUCGGUAUGCCCAUCUCUAGCGCUUCAGAAUACCACCACGCGAAUUUAGAAGCACAGCGCCACCACGCGGUUACAUCAGGUUAUCAUCAAACAGGUCAGAGUCGCGAUAUGACUCCUCUACAUGCCUACCCAGCCUCAUCUCAAGGCGGUUAUUCCAGUGGUUCAGUGGCCGGCAUCGUGCCUCCCCUAGUGCUUCCACCCGGCGGUGGCUCCUACAGUCACGGCGGAAGGGAGGGUGAAUAUUCCCCUGGUCAGUUUUCACAGUACAACCACCCGCACGCCCAGUUCUCUGUUCCAGGCCAUUACAAUGAAUGGCAGCGAUAUACCGGGAGCCAGAGCCUGCUAACGAAACAAGGCAGUCCUCAGGCAAACGCUCAGAUGUCGACGCACCAUCCGAACAGUCACCCGCAACACCAGCAACAUCCGCAGCAGCACCCGCAGUACGCGUUGCACUCUCAGAGCCACAACGCUCAUCUUCAUCCAUCGGGGGCGUCGGGGUUGAUCGGGGAUCACCACAGCAGGGUGAUAUCGCCACAGAACGUCUCCACCACCUCCCCGUCUGGUGGCAACAGCACCCCAGGCAUCAACAGCCACCACCCGCAACAGGCGGCGCAACCCCCGCAACACCAUCCACAACAGAUGCGGCACAGUCCUCAUGACAUCGCAGCAACCACGAUGGCGUCGUCGCCAGACAGCAAUGUCGUCGUCAUCUCAACCGGUCCCAGUGGGGAGCAGAGGGGUACAAACGUUCUAGAUCUACGCACAGGGGUAACAAACGGCACCCCUACCGUUUAGGACCACCACCGCAUCCAUCACCGUGGAUAAAACUGACUCUUAACUCCCACACCACCGAGUCUGCUAAUUGCUGGUUUCCAUUAAUUCGACUGGAAACGAGCAUUUUUGCUGUAUUCAACUAUUAUCAUGCCUUUUGAACAACUUGUAUUGAUCAAACUUUAUAUACCAGGAUCGAAAUGGAGAAUGAUCAAAUUGAAUGCAACUGACUAUUUCCCGCCAGAAAGGCUUAGUAUUCCACCUGAUUGAGACGAUCCGGGUUUAGUGAUCCUUCUUGAUCGGGGGAAUCAGAUAAACAUUGUAUUAGAUAAUCUUCUUCAAUAUCAUUAUCCACCUAUUCUGUUCUUUACUUGUACAAACGUAUAUCAGACAGUUCUUAUUGUAUAUACAUUUAUUUUCUACGAAAAAAUGGGCCUUUCUCUGAAAUGUGUAGAGAAAUAUUCAGUGUUUUCCUUUAUAAUUAUUGUAUAUAGAUAUACCAUGCUUUUUGUAGUGUAUAUUAUUAUUUUUGGUGACUGUGCGUCUUGUAUUUAUACCGUUUACAACGGUUAUAUAAAUCGUGCGUUAUUUCCUUAUCCAUGUUAUCAUAGAAAAAGGGCAAUGCAAUGCUUUAUUCUCGUAGAAUAAAGGCUUACGGUUAGAAUUUUGCUCUUUUCCCAUUUGUAGUAUUUUGGGAUUUUCUAUUCUCGACUAGAACACACGCACAAAUAAAUGCACAAUACGACCUUUUGCUGCAUUUUUAUUCAUACUAUUUAUUCACUUGGCUAUCUAGGUUUUGAUCAAACCUCAUGACAUUUCUGAAAUUAUGUGAUUUUGAACAGACGUUGUAAAAAUUCGUUCUGCUUUUGUAUUCUGCUCUCGCUUGUGAGGCUUUUCAGAGAAGAAUACGGAGAGAAAAAAGAGAAACAUUGAAAUAUGAUUCCCAGGUGUUGUUGGUGCAAUAGGAUUAUUGUAAUCGUCUCUUUCUGUUUUCAAUAUAUUUUAUUUUUAUUAACAUUGGAAGGCAGUUUGUGGAGAUAGAGGGUUUACGGUAUUCGAUCUAAUACUAGCUAACUUAAAACUAUACCUCUUUAUGGCACGGACUACAAUUUUAUGUUUACGCACGUGGAUUUUUCGUUGAUUUAAAUUUCUUUAGAUUACGUGACAAAUAUUAACAUAUUUUCACGAUUCUGUGCGAGACUACGCAAUUAAGAAGAUAUUGUAUGAAAACAAUUUUAUGAUUUAGAAGGGGAAAAUCCCUAUAUUUCAGGAUGCACUGAUAUAUGUAUCUGUAUAUUUGCACUUAAUAUAAUUCCAUUGUUUAACCAUUUUUCUUGAAUUUUUAUUUCAGGAUAUCAUGACCUCAGGAUAUUUGAUAUUUUUCUGUUGGUUUCCAGAAGAGAGCGAUAAUGAUCAUAAUUAAUAUACAGGGGGGGGGGGGCAUCCCGUUUAAUUGUUCAUUUUGUCACGGUGCACUCAUCACAAGCACUGCUUAUAGGAGUUGCUACCUCCAUUGUUGUUAAAUUUUUGAGUUGUAUCAAUGCUUUAUCAAUAUCUUUGGAAAUAAAUGUUAAAUUGAAUUGAAUUUUCAAUUUAAACGAUACCUGAAGGAGGAAAAAAGAUGUAGUAAACCAGAAAGAUACAAGAAAUGGUAUGGGGAAAAUGCUUAAUAUUCUGCUGAUUUUUAUCCUUAAUAUAGUUCAGACUCAUCUUUGUGUUACCAAAUAAACAAAACACAGGCGAUGCUCUUUUUCCUAUGAGUAGAGAAAUAUGUAAAUACCUCGAUCAGGCGCGACUUAAUUUUUUUUCACAUUCUAAUAAUUUGAAUUCUGGGUCACAGAAUGUUUUUUUCACUCAGCUUCAAAUGUUGAUUGUUGGAUAAAUCUUGGCCAUACGACUCAACAACUGUACUGUAUUCAAAUUCAACUCCUUGAACAAAAUGUGACAUAUCGUGACCUCCUAUUUCUCUCGGCAUCUAAUUUUUCAAGCCAAUUCUUGUUAUUUGCGAUUAUCCCAACAUAAUCUGAAAUAUAUAAUUUCGUUCUUGAUAUUGAAAACGUCACCCUUUAAUUCGCAAUGAUAUAUAUUUAUUACCAAUCUCGUUGGAUAGGCUUCGAGUAUUUUCAAUUUGGUUAAAUACUUUCUGAUACCUCAGUCAUAUGUACGUAGUUUCCUUUUAGAUUUUUAAAUUUGACACUAAUCUGAGGGGGGGGGGGAAGAGACGCGGUCUUUUCUGAUGUUUACUAACUCCAUGACUUUAACAACAUGCCGUAUGGUGGAAAGGGUUUUUCGAAUUACACAUUAUUGUUGUUGUUAAUUUUUGUAUUUAAACUUCGUUAGCCUUAUGUAGUUUUCUACAACUUUUUCAUUCCAACUUCUUACCUAAUUUACUUCUCUAUUUUUUUCCUCAAAAUCACGAUCCUUAAUCUUCGUGUGGCCUUUGAUUCUAUCGUCACGAAUAAUUAUGUGAUGGAAUUUUCUCAAGAUAUAUUUUUAACAUGUAAAUAUCAACCAUAUGUCAUUAAAUAUAAACAGUGGAUUGUGACCAAUUGCGUUUGAUAAAGAUAUGAGGCGAAUGGGUAAUUGAUUUAAAACAAAACAGAAUAGUGAUUGUGACGUGUUUUUUUCGAAACCAAAAACAUGAUCGUUUACAAUAACUUAAAGUGAAGAAGCAAUCAUUCUGAAAAUGUAAAAGUGAUUCUACCUUUGAAAUUUGUAGUAUUGCUUUUAAAAUGAUAACUUACACUUAUAACAAUGUCAGAUCUAGCUAUGCUUUGCACAACAAUUCUAAGCACGAAUGCUUAUUUUUUAACAAAUAGACAAAUAGACCCUGAUUUUUUUUAUUAGGUCUUAUAUCGAUGAUUACAGACUAGAAGCAUACGCAAUGUAGGUAUAUUUUAUAUUCUAUUAUCAUUAAUGUAACACAUGUAUUGUAAAGUUCUAAGAAAUAAUUCGGUUAAAGCCUCACUAUUUGCAAACAAAUGUUCCUUCGAUGUGCCUUGUUUAAGGCCCACGUGACCAAAAUUUUUUCGCAACAUGCGUGAUAUUUUGUUCGUUCACAUUUGUAUUGUUUAAUUGAGUGUUAACGAUAUUCAAAAUUCAUAAGCAACAUUGGAACAAUGAGCCGUUAUUUAGAAUGGAUGAUGAAUGCUCAAAGGGUGCUACUUUCAUAGGAAUCAUACCCAUUCCCUUCUUACGUAUUCUCCACUCCAGUCCCUUUAUAGUUAUUUUUUAUCCAUUACACUUUCUUUCGUCCCUUCACGACAAAGUUCAUCUUGAUGAGGUCAAUUAACUCGACUUACAUUGCAGUCAAUUCUAGAAAUUAUUAUUUAUUAUAGAAAAGAGGAGAUAUUUCAAAUAUUGUAUAUUAUCUUCAACAGAUGACUAUCAUGCUAUGAUUUUAUUGGCUUCUGUUUCAUAUCUUCUGUGGUUAGUUUUAUACAAAAAAUGCAACGUAUAGUAUAUACAUUUGUAACGACUACAAUCAUUCUCUAACUUUCACUCGUGAAGCAUUAUGGAUGUGAUAUUUCAUGGAAAUGUCUCACAACAUAAUUUGUACAUGGUAUUCGUUUGUAAUAAAAAGCGAAAAACACCUUGAA
Molecule: messenger RNA, 4552 nt
Organism: Lytechinus pictus (painted urchin)
Lineage: Eukaryota; Metazoa; Echinodermata; Echinoidea; Temnopleuroida; Toxopneustidae
Product: G-box-binding factor-like
Exons: 5
Coding region: 60-977 (305 amino acids)
Source: RefSeq, a predicted model, not a curated record